UAGAUAUAGUAGCCACACGGCUUCAAAUUCCAUGGCCCGCGUGGAGGGAUAAGCUUACGAAAAGCUCUGGUAAAAGGCAUGGUGAGCAUUUAUACGAGAAAAAUAUCGGGCGUCGUCAGACACGAGCAUCGAGUUGAGGUGAUAAGAAAAUGGCGGGCGUAGUAGCGUACCAAUACGUCCGUGGGUGUCCCUCGUUUAACAAGUCACUCUCAGUACGAGCUCAACUGAAGGAGGAUACCUCCUCCAUUUCAAGGCCUGUAGAUCCAUCUUCUCCAUCUUCUUCUCCGCCUGACGGAUUUAAGCCGCCAGAGCCUCGCAGGUUCUAUGUGAGGGGCGACCAGUGGCUCAAGAUAUUAGGCGCGUCUUUGGCAUUGCCCUUGAGAUUAGGCACUGGAGCACUCGUACUUGGUUAUAAAGCAUCUUGGGUGCGUGAGUCAGAGAUUCCACCAAAUCAGUACACAUUUCUUCAAGUUGCAGGUCACAAGCUUGUUGAGACUUCCAACUUGGGUCCUCGUCCAGAUAAACCCAUUGAGAUAUAUGAGUUUGAAAGUUGCCCCUUUUGUCGUAAGGUUAGGGAAAUUGUAUCAAUUUUGGAUUUGGAUGUGCUGUACUAUCCAUGCCCUAAGAAUGGACCUAAUUUUCGUCCGAAAGUUGUUCAAAUGGGUGGAAAACAGCAAUUUCCAUACAUGGUGGAUCCAAACACGGGUGUAUCAAUGUAUGAAUCUGAUGAUAUUAUAAAGUACUUAGUUGAAAAAUAUGGAGAUGGAAAGGUCCCAUUAAUGCUCUCCCUUGGGCUUUUCACAACAUUAACUGCAGGUCUGGCAAUGAUUGGUCGUCCAGGAAAGGGAUCUGUAUAUACUCCUUCAAAAGUUCCUGAAAAGCCUCUUGAAUUGUGGGCUUAUGAGGGGAUACAGAAAUUGGUUUGUUAUAAGAGUUUCUUUGUCAUCAAGGUGAUAUUUUUGGCAUCUCCUUUUUGCAAGAUCGUUAGGGAAACUUUGGUGGAGUUGGAAGUGCCCCACAUAUAUCACAGCACUGCACGAGGAAGCCCGCAUCGGCAGAGCCUUUUUGAUAGAACGGGACUUUUUCAGGCACCAUACUUGGAAGAUCCAAACACUGGAGUAAAGAUGUUUGAAAGUGCUGAAAUAGUUGACUACGUGCGGGCAACCUAUGCCAUUCCUGUUCCCCAAGUUUAAUAAAAUAUCCCAAAUAUGCUAUGAUGACCAUUGGGUGUAAAAUAAGGGCGCAAUAAUUGGACUGGUAUGCUUAUGAAGCCCAAUGGAUGUUUCCUCUUAUGUAAAGUCACGGUGAUGACGAUUCAGUUGGGAAACGUGUUAAAAAAUGUUGAAAUAUCUGGACUCAGAAAUUCAUCACAUCCUUGUAAAUUAUAGCUUGGAAAGAUGAAUAUAUUUAACUUUUCACAAAGCUCCAGAAGUGAGCUUAUAGCCUAUAAAAAGUGAUAAUGUCAUUGCUUUCCAAACUGUAGCAUUGUAUGAAUAUAUUGGCUACAAAUUAUAAAAAAUAAUCUGCAUACCUACACCAGCUCAUACUACAAGAUGAUACUCUGACUAGCAUAUUUAAUCUGUCAAUAGAUGAACUACAUUAAUUUGAACAAGUUGAUUCAGUAUUUUCUUUUUC
Cryptomeria japonica (Japanese cedar) is the source of this 1635-nucleotide messenger RNA. RefSeq lists its product as uncharacterized. Bases 150 to 1193 code for a protein of 347 amino acids. Lineage: Eukaryota; Viridiplantae; Streptophyta; Pinopsida; Cupressales; Cupressaceae. The transcript has 13 exons. The record is from RefSeq and is a predicted model, not a curated record. Gene Ontology annotation, cellular component: chloroplast.